AGUGAGUGAAGUGCGCGGGUGAUGUGACUUCUGCGAUGCGCCCCUUCCCCGUCAUACGACGACUAUGGCGGCGAGAAACCAGCGGCGCAGGGUCUCCGUGUCAACCUCGGGGACCGAGUCCAUUCUGGUGUCGCGGAGCAUACGUAAAGCCGAGAGAUGCGGCCGAGUGCGCUCCUACAGCGAGGAGUCCGAGCGGGAGCGGGAGAGGGAGAGAGAGGGGGCGGGCCGGCGCGCUCCGUCGCUCAAGCUCGCCAACGGUCGGCUCGCGGCUCAGUCCGUGGAAGAGAUCCGAAGCCCGCGGCUCGCGCACGAUGACAGCAUCAAAAUCAGCAUCGAGAACACCAACACGUGCACAGACUCGCUGGUGACAGCGCUGGAUGACGAGACAUUGCUGCUGACAGAACCCGACAUGUUCGCGACCAAGGUGCACUUCGGAGGUGACGACCUGUCGUUGUACGGCACCCCCAAGGAGGAACCGGGACCCGCGCCCAUGGGGAACCCGGGGAUGCCCGACUCGGGGAAACAGAGCUUCAUCAAGAACCAACUGCAAGCUCUGUUCCAACCCACCGACAACAAGCUGGCGAUGAAACUGUUUGGAAGCAAGAAGGCGUUGAUGAAGGAGAGGAUUAGGCAGAAGGCGGCGGGUCACUGGGUGAUACAUCCGUGCAGUAGUUUCAGAUUCUACUGGGACCUGUGCAUGUUGCUACUCCUUGUGGCCAAUCUUAUCAUCUUGCCAGUCGCCAUCUCCUUCUUCAACGACGACCUCAGCACAAGAUGGAUCGCCUUUAAUUGCCUCUCGGACACAAUCUUCUUGAUCGACAUUGUAGUCAACUUUAGGACAGGGAUCAUGCAGCAAGACAACGCAGAACAAGUGAUCCUUGAUCCUAAGUUGAUCGCCAAGAACUAUCUAAAGACCUGGUUCUUCUUGGAUCUGAUCAGUUCGAUCCCGCUGGACUACAUCUUCCUCAUAUUCAACCAGGUCAGUGACUUCAGCGAAAGUUUCCAAAUCCUCCACGCUGGAAGAGCUCUAAGGAUUCUCCGGCUCGCCAAACUGCUCUCAUUGGUCAGGUUGCUCCGUCUCAGUCGACUCGUGAGAUACGUCAGCCAAUGGGAGGAGGUUUAUAUCUUGCAGAAUCUACAAAAAAAACGCACGGAACGAAGGGGUCGCUACAGCUCGGACAGUCAGAAAGGCGAGGCUAAGUUCAGCAAAAGCAAUCUGAUAUUUAAGUUCCUCAACAUGGCGAGCGUGUUCAUGAGGAUAUUCAACCUAAUCUGUAUGAUGCUCCUGAUCGGCCAUUGGUCUGGGUGCCUACAGUUCCUUGUCCCAAUGCUGCAAGGAUUCCCUUCCAACUCCUGGGUGGCCAUCAACGAACUGCAGGAGGCCUUCUGGUUAGAGCAGUAUUCGUGGGCUUUAUUCAAAGCCAUGUCACACAUGUUGUGCAUCGGUUACGGCAGGUUUCCGCCUCAGUCACUCACCGACAUGUGGCUUACUAUGCUCAGCAUGAUCAGUGGUGCCACCUGUUAUGCGCUGUUCCUCGGACACGCUACCAACCUCAUCCAGUCUCUUGACUCCAGCAGACGACAGUACCGGGAAAGGGUAAAACAAGUUGAAGAGUACAUGGCUUAUAGAAAGCUGCCGAGAGAAAUGAGACAAAGAAUAACAGAGUACUUCGAACAUCGGUACCAGGGAAAGUUCUUCGACGAAGAGGCAAUCCUGGGAGAGCUCUCGGAAAAACUGAGAGAGGAUGUCAUAAACUACAACUGCCGGUCGCUGGUUGCGUCAGUGCCAUUCUUUGCCAAUGCUGAUGGCAACUUUGUGUCAGAUGUGGUGACAAAACUGAAAUAUGAAGUCUUCCAGCCUGGUGAUAUUAUAAUAAAGGAAGGCACAAUCGGUACAAAAAUGUACUUUAUCCAAGAGGGCAUCGUCGACAUAGUCAUGGCGAACGGAGAAGUCGCCACGAGUCUCAGCGAUGGCUCCUACUUCGGAGAGAUCUGCCUUCUCACCAACGCGAGGAGAGUUGCGUCCGUGCGAGCGGAAACUUACUGCAACUUGUUCUCGCUGUCAGUUGAACACUUCAACGCGGUGUUGGACCAGUAUCCUCUCAUGAGGAGAACGAUGGAGUCCGUGGCGGCUGAAAGACUGAACAAAAUUGGGAAGAAUCCCAACCUGGUGUCGCACCACGAAGAAGAAGAAGAAGAGGAAAUGGGGAGUGAAAGUAAAACAAUAAACGCGGUUGUGAACGCGCUUUCCGAGCAGGCGGAACACGCGAACACUUCGGUGGAAUCAGUGGGGAAUCGUUCACUGAUCAGUGAGUUGGGACGUAGCUUACACAUUCUGACGGCCAGUUUACCUCGGCCUAAGUCGGAAAACAACUUUGCAAAUGUUCAAGAUCUUCAGAUGAAUCAGCGGCCCAGUUUCCACAAGUCGGACACAAACACGUUCCAAUGACGACGAUGCUCGCUGGAAUAGUCGAGCCUGACCUUGUUAUUUUAUCCACUUGGACGGACGUUCACCAUCACAUUCGUAGCAGAUUUUGUAUUUUGAAUGUUGCGCUUCAUAAAGUCUCGUGACUUAAUUUGGACCUGAGUUUUUCAAAAUGAAAAUAAUUUAUAGUAAAUGAGAAAUUAGGUAUCUAUUGAAAAUUACAAAAAUAUGUAGUUACCUACGAUAUACUAUAUUUUUUUCAAAAAAGAUAAUAUAGAUGGAUUAGUUAGACCUAACUUUGAUAAUAAACAGAAGACGUAAUACUUCCAUCUAUUGACAUCGGAUAAUUGUUGAGACACAGUUUUUAAUGUUUGUACAGUAGGUACAACAGAUAGUCAAACUUAUUUUCAAUACAAUUUUGUUCUAAUUUAGAAAUGUAAACCAAAUCAGUUGUUCUGAUUUUUACAUCUUUGAAAAAA
Messenger RNA from Macrosteles quadrilineatus (aster leafhopper), 2904 nucleotides. RefSeq names its product potassium/sodium hyperpolarization-activated cyclic nucleotide-gated channel 2 (gene Ih). Gene Ontology annotation, molecular function: voltage-gated potassium channel activity. Gene Ontology annotation, cellular component: membrane. The transcript is spliced from 13 exons. Gene Ontology annotation, biological process: transmembrane transport; potassium ion transport. NCBI's taxonomy places the organism in Eukaryota, Metazoa, Arthropoda, Insecta, Hemiptera, Cicadellidae. The record is from RefSeq and is a predicted model, not a curated record. The coding region runs from base 65 to 2449 and encodes 794 amino acids.